AUAUAAGUUAUUGUUCUACUGAAUACGUUAUUAAAAGGAUCGUUAGUUGAAACAAGAGAAAAUGGCGUCUGCUGAUAUAAAAGGUAUUUCCAUUAUCGACCCGUCGCAGCUUCUUCGUCCUGAACCUGUAUUUCACGACAAGCCAAUAGAUGCUUUUCGGGACUACACUAUCGACGAUUCAGAUCCAAUUAAGGAACGCGUGAGGAGGACCUAUUACUUGAUGCACACACAUGUCACCGUUGAUUUAGUGAAACAAAAGAGAGAAAAAUGGCUCAAGUUCAAUCACUUUAAAUCGACGAUUAAGGAUGCCCUGAUUAGGUUAAAUGAGCUCGUGGAUGAAUCCGACCCCGACACUGACCUGCCGAACAUCGUGCACGCCUUCCAAACAGCCGAGAGGAUCAGACAGGAUCACCCUGAUGACGACUGGUUCCACCUAACUGGUCUCAUUCAUGAUUUGGGAAAGGUGAUGGCGUUUUAUGACGAACCCCAAUGGUGUGUAGUGGGGGACACGUUCCCUGUUGGCUGCCAGUGGGCGGACUCCAUAGUCUAUGGACCUGAAAGCUUCAAGGACAAUCCUGAUACAUACAACCCUAAGUAUAACACAAAAUACGGUAUAUACGAGCCCCACUGCGGCCUGGACAAUCUACUGAUGUCAUGGAGCCACGACGAGUACCUUUACCAGUUUCUGCGUCACAACAAUUCUAAGAUACCAUUAAGUGGACUGUACAUGAUCAGGUACCACUCUUUCUACCCGUGGCAUUCAGGUGGUGAUUACCGUCAUCUCAGCAACAGCAAAGAUGUGGAGACGCUCAAGUUGGUGCUUGAGUUUAAUAAAUAUGAUCUAUACACAAAGAGUGAGAAUGUGCCGGACAUCGAAGCCCUAUGGCCAUACUACGAAGGUCUAAUUGAUAAGUAUAUACCUGGCGUUUGUGAGUGGUAACAGCGAAGAAUUAUUUUAAUUAUUAAAAGAAACUUAAUUAUUAAAGUACCUAAACGAAAUAGACGGAAGAAAAAUGACUUGUCUAUGUAUAAAAAUGGCUAUACGACGUCUAUAAUUUCAAAUUGUACUUAAUUAUA
This is a messenger RNA of Achroia grisella, 1077 nucleotides long. RefSeq names its product inositol oxygenase-like. The record is from RefSeq and is a predicted model, not a curated record. Gene Ontology annotation, molecular function: inositol oxygenase activity; iron ion binding. The transcript is spliced from 7 exons. Gene Ontology annotation, cellular component: cytoplasm. Gene Ontology annotation, biological process: inositol catabolic process. Bases 62 to 940 code for a protein of 292 amino acids. NCBI's taxonomy places the organism in Eukaryota, Metazoa, Arthropoda, Insecta, Lepidoptera, Pyralidae.